This is a messenger RNA of Schistosoma haematobium, 6054 nucleotides long. RefSeq lists its product as uncharacterized. Gene Ontology annotation, biological process: nervous system development. NCBI's taxonomy places the organism in Eukaryota, Metazoa, Platyhelminthes, Trematoda, Strigeidida, Schistosomatidae. The transcript is spliced from 12 exons. Gene Ontology annotation, cellular component: signaling receptor complex; external side of plasma membrane. The record is from RefSeq and is a predicted model, not a curated record. The coding region runs from base 255 to 3242 and encodes 995 amino acids. Gene Ontology annotation, molecular function: signaling receptor activity.
UAUUCAAUAAAUAAGCACAUGAAACUGUUUUCUCUUAAUGAAAGUGGAUUAUCAAUUAAUUUAAAUAAUAUAGAACUAAGACUCGUAAACAGCAGACUGUUAUCCUAAUAUGUAGUGAUGUAUUAUGUUAUUAUUUAUCAUCAAAAUUCAAAAUUACAAAUUGAAUUCAAUUAUAAAUCAUUUAAGAGAAAAUCUCUAGGCAUCUUUUGAAUUUCAAGUUUCAGUUAACUAGAAGAAUUGAUAACCAGAAAAACAUGUGCAAUUUUUUCAAUUCAUACUUAUAUUUUAUCAGUUUAAUUCACUUACCAUAUUAUUUAACACAAACUGAUUGGGAUAUUCGAGCCAAUGUUAUUUUUCCUCCACCGUCUUCAUCAUCUCCGACAACUCCAAUACCUGUAGUUCCACAAAAAUCAACAAUAUAUAAUGUAGGUAAUGAAAUGAAAAAUGUAGUAACUGAAAGUAGUAGAACAAACAUACUACAAUCUGUUGAUGAAGUUAUUGAAAAACAAGAAACUAGAAUAGAUUGUUUGGAAGCAUUGCACAAUUGUGAAUUAUUUAGUGGAAUAUGUAAAGUGGAUGUAGAUAUUUUCAAAACAUUUUGUGGAGAUUGGACUGAUGAGCGCAGUUUAAUGGGGUGCCAGCGUAAAUAUUUACGAGAAUGUCAAUCAGCCCUUAGAACCAUGAAUCUUGGACGUCCAGGAUUAAAGCAUUGUAUAUGUGAUAGUCGGUCUAGCCGUUCGAUUGAUGACUUAACCAAAUGUAAUCUACUUAGAAAAAAUUUAAACAAUCAUCCAUGUUUGGCUGAACCACCAAUAUUUCUUCGUGAAUUACAUACAUCUGGAAAUUUUCGCCAUGAAUCUAGAAAGGAAAUAAAACCAGAAAGUAAACCUACUCAAUCAACAAGCAAUAUGAAUACAAAUGUGAAACGUCUGAAUACAACAUCACUAUUGGUCGAACCCUUUGUAUCGUCUAUACCGAUGACUACAGAAUCUCCUAUCACUAUGAAUAUGCUGUCUAGUGUAGGAUCACCUAACAGUGAAUUAGUUGAUCAGCAUUUGAACAAAAAUAAACAAAAUACAAGUUGUUUAGACUUACUUGAAAAUUGCACUAAAUUGCCAGCAUGUGCCAUAGCACUUAAUAAAUUUCGUGCAUUAUGUACUGUUAGAACUUGUAAUAAGCUGAAAUCACAAUGUUUAGAAGCGUCAAAGAAAUUUCUUCAACUUAAAACACAUAUGAAUUGUGACUGUAAAAGUGAAUUAAACGAAGGCAGGUACCGUAGAUGUUUAGAUUAUAAAGAGGCUGUAAUUGAUAAUAAAUGUGUUGAAAUUUCAUCAAACCAAGAAAUAAACUUGGUUAAUGGAAACGAAUUGGAAUAUUCUUUUGUAAAUAUGAAUUUGGAAAAAAAUUUAGCAACUAUUCCAGUUUCACCAGACUAUCAUACAGCUGUUCAAAAUAAUUCAACAACUUUAGAAAAUGAAACAUUAUCAGUAUUACACCAGUCACACUUUAUCAGUUCUAAUAUUAGUGGUCAAAGAUCAAACGAAUUAACUGAUAUAGAAACAAUUGUUUCUGAAACAUGGGAUAAUAAAAUGGAAUGUUAUUCAAUAUUUUAUGAAUGUCUUCGUGAACCUGUUUGUCUUCAACAUUUUGUAAAUCUUCGUUAUGGAUGCGCACAGAUGAAUAGGCAGUUUAUUGCCUGUAGAAAUCCAAAUCAGUGUAUAAACUCACUAGAACUUUUUUACAAGGAAACAAAUUCUCUGGUAAAUAAAGCCAUAUCAUGCACUUGUACAGUAAGUGAUUUGGAUUGUCAGCAGAUUCAAAAUGUAUUUGUACCCAGAUGUAUUCGUCAGUCAUAUGGAUUGAGGAUGGAUUGUUAUCAAGCAUGGGUUAAGUGUCAGAAUGAUCCAGUUUGUAGGACAAGUUAUGAUCUGCUGGUUUCAGAAUGUCAAACUUCAAAUGGACUUUGUUAUUUAAAUCCAUCUGCCUGUUUAAACUCUUACCGAAGAUUAUGGAGCGGUCCAUGGGCUGGUGGUUGCAGUUGUGAAGUAACACGACCGAAGUUAAAUCCAUCAAAUAAUGUACUAACAGGAUGCAGUGAAUUCGGUAGGAUUUUAACACAACCUCCCUGCGUUGAAAUCACUCCCGAAACACAUCAAUUAGGAAGCCCAACUUUAACUCACAAUCCAUUAUAUUGUAAAAUGAUGAAAAAACUACAAAUGCCUUCUGAAGAUUUUGUCAGAAUUCCAUCUUUGCGUGUUUAUCAAGAAGAGGAGCAGCUUGCACGAAAUUGUUCUUUACUAUGCAAUUGUCACGUUGGUUGUCGAUAUGAAAUGUGUUAUGGAACAGAGAUGAAAAUUUGGCAUGCUUAUUCUUUAUCUAAUCGUACUAGUCAAAAUGUUACUUUUCCAACACGAAUACAGACAAUCAAUAUUUAUCAAGCAAAUUUAUCAUUAGGUUGUCUUUAUCUACCAAAAUUUAAUCGUCACUGUGUAUGUUAUGCAUAUGAUCAUGUUGUCUGUGAUGUAUUCAUUCCGAAAAACCAAUAUUUCUUAACAGGUCAUAAACUAUUGAUUGAUUUCGAUGUGGAAAUGUAUUCUACAACGAUUGAUUUGCUGGCUGAUGAUAAAUCACUUUCAGAAUAUGAAUUUUACGGAAGUAUUAUUCAACUUGAAUUUCUGCUGACGAAUUUCCUAGCACAUUUAUUUGGACAGAAAAGCUGUCGGUUGAUAUUAUCUGCAUAUCAAACAAUCGAUGAUAAACAUUUCUGGUUAAAACAACAUUCAACCAACAAUAAUUCGAAUAAGUUAUUAAAACGAUUAGAAUAUCUACUGGCGAUCAAUUUAGACACAUCUUUUCCGACAGAAAAUAAAACAUCUUUAUGCAUUAAUCUACUAGAAGUUCUAACUAUAAUGAUCAAUGAUCAAUAUCCGCAAAUAAGAUAUCAUGUUAAGUUUUCAACAUUUCAAAAAAGCAUUUUAAAAGCACCAGGAUUUAAUGAACAUUAUGAUUUAGAUAGAACUCUUGAUAAAACAUAUCGUUUACAACAAUUACAACGUCAACAGCAACAACAACAACAGCAGCAACAAGAAACUCAAGCUUGGAGGCAUAUAAGAACAUCGGUACAAAUGCAAAGUAAUAAUAAACUAGAAAAAAAUAAUUCUCACAAAACAUACGUUUUGAGUUACUCCAUGUGUAGUAUUUUAUUGAUUUUUACUAUGUCUACCAACUUUUUUUUAAAGUAAAUUCAAUGAAUGUUAAAGUAUGAACUGUGUAGUUUCAUUCAACAAUUCCAUUUAGACUAGGUAAAGAAAAACAAAUUAAAAUUUCACAGAGCAUAAUUAAUAAAAUAAGAUUUUCAAAUCACCGUAUCUAUUCUUUUGUGAUGUGUAUACGUGUGUACAUUUUAUAGUUCUUCUUAAUGUUAGCUUUCAUUUUUGAUGUAUACUAUUGUUAAUAGGUGUGCUUUUAUGUCUUGUCUUAGCAGUAAGCUUACAGAUCUUAUUUUUUAAUGAAUAUUAAGAAGUAAAAACAUGUAUUUUAAUGCUACAUUAUGAUGAUUUAUCAUUCCAUUGAUUAAAUUGUUCUGUUCACGCAUUUUAAAUACCAGUCCUAUACUCUGGUGAUCUAAUGUUUCAGAAAAAAUCUCUUUCAUAUUGAUAUGUUGGAUUAAAAAACAAAAAUAAAUUUUUAUAGCAAACUAUGCUUGAAUAUACAUAUCUUCAUUGCAAUCUCUAUUUCCUGUACAAAAAGAUAUGAAUUUUUGUUUGUAUCCAAGGUUUUUCAUUGUGUCCUCGAUUUGCCUAUGAUUUUUUUACACUGCAUUUGUAAAACUAUUUCAUAGGUACGUUCAAAAGAAAGAUAAUGUAAUUAUACAAAGAAAUGACAUAAUACUAUAUGAUACAAAUAAAUAAUUCAUUAAAACACUUUGCUACUGUUUAAUAACUUUUUUUGAUUAUGUAUAGACAAUAUUUUGCUGGCAAGAAUUGUUGUUUCGUUCUCUUGUUCUCUAUUGUUUUCUUGCUUUGAUUUUUUGUGAAAUAAAUGAUUAGAUUUUAUUCACCCCUCCCCCUUUAAAGCUAAUAUUUCACAAAAGUGCAAUCGUUUUGGCUUAAAAGAAAGUAAAAGUAAAUUUGUCUCAUUACUGAUUUAAACCCGUUAUAAAUUACUUUCUUUAUCAGUGGAAUGGAGGAAACUAUAACCUGAAAAAAGUUUUUGACUAAUAUUUCUACCUCAUGUUUUUGUUUUUUGAAAUGGAAAAAACUUCAUUUUACCGGUUUAUUUAUGUAAUCGUUUAUGUAAAUUGUAUGUGUUUGUUAUUGUUCUGUGAUAUGUCCUAAAGCACCAUACCAAAAUAUAUAUAAGAUUAUGUGUAAUUAUUCUAAUUUUACAUUUCAUCCUAAUCUUAAGUAAAAAGUACAUCGCCUUAAGAUUAAUUGAAUUGGUGCUUCAUUGAAAUACAUAAUUCUAAUGUUUUAGCCUGGUAUUCAUCAUCUACUGGUCAUUAUCAAAUGCGUUUCUUGAUAACAUCUGAAACAAUUAUAACUUGCUUUAGUCUGUUCAUAUAAAUAAUGUAAAUUGGCUGUCAGUAGUUCUGCUUCUUUAUGCACUCAUUAUUGUAUACUGCAAUAUGAACAGAAUUGAAUGCUUUUAGAUUGCAAAUUAUGAUAUCGUUGUUAUUUGUUUGUUGAUACUAUUACCAAAAACUAUUAUUAGCUUUGAAUUCUAGAAAGUUGAUACUUGACUUUAAGACAGAAGCGUUAUGUUUUUAAAGAAUACACUAAUGGCUAUGGAGAAUAAUGUCAGGUUCUUAGUUGAGUUGUUACAUUCUAUAACUACCGUAUCGUAGUUGGUUAGCAUUCAGAGUUUAAUAAUCCGACACUAGUUUAACAAUAUGUAUACAUAUAAUAAUUGCAUUUUGUGAGGUAACUUUAAUUUUAGAUCUAUUUUAACCACAGUUAAUUAUGUGACACAGAUUAACCUAAUAUCUAGAUGAAGCUUGAUUUGUCUCGUUAGAGGGUAAUUAGUAAUAACCGAGUAAUUGGGAAAAAUCUAUAUAUUGUGAUGUAUUUUCUGCAAAUAAUAGUUGUAACAGACACUUAGGUUUUAAUUGAGAAAAAUUAGGGCAUAUUUGGUAAAGUUCCACGAUCAGGCGAAAUAACUCUAAAAUGUUAUAAAACCUACUGCUAAUGAAUAACUUAAGGGUUUUAUGCCUUGUCAAUAUACUCGAUUUCCAAUGCAUUACAUCAUAGAUACAACUCUUUUGAAGAAAGUCCUUAUUGAUUCAUGAUAUUAAUAAUAAAAAAAUUCAUGUCGCAAGUGUUAUAUAAAGGAUUCACAAUAUUAAUGAAUUAGUUAAGGUAAAUGUCAUUUAAGUAAAAAAUCGGAGUGACAAAAUGUUAAUGUAUUUAUGUAUUGUGAAAAUUCCGGAAAUUACUGUUUUAUCAUUACUGGACAUACUAAUGAAUUUUAAACUAAAUAGUCUAUUCGACAAAGUUGUUUCUUAUUCUUUUGUAAACUUGUCAGCUAUUCUAAACAGCUUUUGCAUGAUAUAUAAAAAUAUAGUCAUGUAUUUGGUUUUCUUCAUUGUUUAAAAGUAAUAUAAACAUUGAAUGAAUAAAGUAUGUCUUCAGGUAAAAUAUAUUUAUCCGUAGUGAACUUAAUGUAUUUUGUACAUCUAAUAAUUCUUACUUUGAUUAAAAAUAUCCCAAGCUACAUUUAUUAUCAAUCUAUAGAUGUUCAUAUAAUUUUAUUUACUUAUGUAUGUUAUAUCCUCCUCUCCUAUUACUUGUACUUGAAAUAAUGAACAAAUACAUUUCAUAUGUCUCAAAGAAUACAAAAAAUAAUCUGGUACAAGUGAAGAUUAAUUCACUUCAGAACAUGACAACCCUAGCCAAAAAUACACUAAUUUAUACAAUGAAUUGUACACUCAAUUAAUUACUAAUCAAGUAAAUCACAUAUAUGAAAAUACCACAAAAUUGCAUACUACAUCUCAUAUUAAACAUAGUUUGUGUUAAUUCAAUAUAAACAAUACUAUAACUUAAACAAAAAUUAUAC